AUUUUCAGAUUACUGUCAAAACGAUGUCUUGUUCUAGUUUUAGUUGGUGUGUUAUUAUUUUUCGCUGCUACAGUUGCGGCAAUAAUCAUAUUCACACAAUAUAAUAACUCCAACACUAAAACUAUCGACCCAGAAUUUCCAUUGCCACCAUCAAGUAUGCCAAUGGGCUUGUACAAAAAGGUCGGUGUCGUAUCAAACGGCGGACCAUGUGCACAAAUCGGAGUGGAUGUGAUAUCAAAAGGUGGAAAUGCCAUAGAUGCCGCAAUAGCUACAAUUUUAUGUGACGGUAUCUUAUGUCCUCAUCAAAUGGGUGUUGGCGGAGGUUUUAUUAUGAGUUUUUACAAUUCUACAAGCAAAAAAGUAAUGUGGAUUAAUGCACGUGAAACAGCUCCAGCUGCAGCAACAACAAACAUGUUUGUAAAAGAUCCAAACAGUUCUAUAAACGGAGGUUUGGCCGUUGGAGUUCUAGGAGCAUUUAAGGGUUAUUCAGAAAUUUAUAAAUUAUACGGUGGCGGAGUUCCAUGGGAAUCACUUUUUGAACCAUCAAUAAAAUUAUGUGAAGAAGGCAUAAAAAUCAGUAAACAUCUAGAAAUAAGUUUGGAAGAUGAUGUAGAGAUAAUAAAAGCUGAUCCUAUGCUUAGAAAAACUUUUUUUGAUGAAAAUACCGGACGUUCAAAAAAAACUGGAGAAUUUUUCACGUUACCAGAAUUAGCAAAAACGUUUAGAACUGUAGCAAAAGAAGGAGUAGAUGCCAUUUAUAAUGGAUCAUUAACAUCAAAAUUAGUAGACGAUUUAAAAAAAGUAAAUGGUAUUAUUACAAAAGAAGAUUUAGCAAACUAUUAUAUUGAAAUCGAAGAAACUUUUCCUGUAAAAUUAAAGAAUGGAUAUACAAUACAUACAGGACCACCUCCUGGUUCUGGUAUAAUAUUAGCAUACAUACUUCGUGUGCUGGACGGUUUGUUACCAGCACCAAACGCAGGCUUAGACGCACAUCGAUUGGUGGAGGCAUUUAAAUUUGGAUACGGUGAAAGAACCCAUUUAGGAGAUCAUAAAUUUAUAAACGUGUCUCAAAUUUUCAAUAAAGUGAAAUCAGACAGUUACAUAAAAAAAAUACAAAAUAAAAUUUUUGAUAAUUUCACUUCAUUAGACCCUAAAUACUAUGGAGCUGACUAUGAUAUGCCAGAUAAUCAUGGAACUGCCAACCUUGGUGUAAUUGAUUCGAUGGGGAACGUUGUUGUAUGCACUAAUACAAUCAAUACACACUUUGGUUCUGGUUUCAUGUCUCCUAGCACUGGUAUUAUUUUCAAUAACCAAAUGAAUGAUUUUUCGACACCGGGGCUCACCAACCAUUACGGAAUUCCACCGUCACCCUCCAAUUUCAUACAACCAGGCAAACGACCAAUGUCUUCUAUGUGCCCAACUAUAUUUACCGAUGAAAAUGGUGAUUUCGCUCUCGCGGCAGGAGCAGCAGGAGGUUCAAAAAUCACCCUCGCUACUUCCUAUGUAUCCGCUCUGAAACUAUGGUACAAUAAAACACUAAAAGAAGUAAUAGAUAAACCUAGAAUUUACCACCAACUAAUGCCUAUGCGAGUUCAAUACGAAUACGGAACGACUACGGAUGUUAUACAAAAACUUAAGGAUAUUGGUCAUCCGAUAAAUAUACUGAAAGAUAAUGGAGGAUCAGGUGGUUCAGCAGCAUCGGCUAUUGCCAUAAGUCCAUCAGGAAUGAUCGAGGUUAUGCCAGAUUUCCGUCGAAAAGGAAAUUCGUCUGGAUAUUAAUGCGGUCAUAUUAUUAAUUUAUUGUUCCAUUCAUGAUGAUGUGUGAUUUAAUAAUUGAUCAAAGUCAUAUGAAAUUUAAAU
Molecule: messenger RNA, 1860 nt
Organism: Melanaphis sacchari
Lineage: Eukaryota; Metazoa; Arthropoda; Insecta; Hemiptera; Aphididae
Product: glutathione hydrolase 1 proenzyme-like
Exons: 9
Biological process (GO): glutathione catabolic process
Cellular component (GO): plasma membrane
Molecular function (GO): glutathione gamma-glutamate hydrolase
Source: RefSeq, a predicted model, not a curated record